Molecule: messenger RNA, 2640 nt
Organism: Colletotrichum truncatum
Lineage: Eukaryota; Fungi; Ascomycota; Sordariomycetes; Glomerellales; Glomerellaceae
Product: glycoside hydrolase family 3 domain protein
Biological process (GO): glucan catabolic process
Molecular function (GO): beta-glucosidase activity
Source: RefSeq, a predicted model, not a curated record
AUGGCAGAUGGCGCUCUCCCUGAAAGACCGCAGUCUGACGACCAGCUAAUUUCCAAGAUCCUCGAGUCUCUCACUCUAGAGGAAAAAUGCACCCUUCUCUCUGGGAAGAACAUGUGGGAAACCGCAGAAAUCCCACGCCUAGGCAUCAAAAGCCUCAAGACAAGCGAUGGACCAGCAGGCGUACGCGGCUCGCGAUGGACUGAUGGCACUCACACGACGUACAUCCCUUGUGGCAUUUCUCUCGCCGCCACUUUUGAUCCGGACCUCGUCCAGCGCGUCGGCAAGAUCCUUGGCGCUGAAGCAAAGACCAAAGGCGCCCAUGUGCUUCUCGCACCAACUAUGAACAUCAGCCGCUCACCCUUUGGUGGCCGCAACUUUGAGAACUUUGGCGAGGAUCCCUAUCUUACUGGUAUCAUGGCCACUAGCUACAUCCGCGGCGUUCAGGACGAAGGGGUAGGGGCUUGCAUGAAGCACUACGUAGCCAACGACAUGGAGACCCGGCGCUUCAACAUGGACGAGCAAAUCGAUGAGCGCACCCUGCGAGAAAUCUAUCUCAAACCCUUCAAGAUCACCCUAAAAGCGAAUCCAUGGACUGCUAUGACGGCAUAUCCCAAGAUCAACGGCGUGCAUGCCGAUAUGAGCCACUUUCUUGUUCAUGACAUUCUCCGAGAAGAAUGGGGUUAUGAUGGUCUGGUCAUGAGCGAUUGGGGCGGUUUAAACUCCACAAUCGAUAGCAUCCGUGCCACCACAGACCUGGAGAUGCCAGGUCCGCCGCUUAGAUACGGAAAGGCUCUUCUCAAGGCUGUACGCACCGGUGCGGUUUCUGAAGAAGAGCAUGUCGAUCCGUCUGUGAAAAGAUUACUACGGCUACUCGCACGAACACAACGGCUUACUUGCGCGAGCCAGAACGGGGCGAGUGGUGCAAAUGGCGCCAACGGUACAAAUGGUACUCAUAACAUGGUAAUGGAUGCCAAUGAGGGUGAAUCCGAUACCCCUCAAGCCCGCCAAACUGCCAGAGAAGCAGCAUCACAUGGCAUAGUUCUCCUAAAGAACAACGGGAUUCUCCCCCUGAGCCCCUCCAAAAUUCGCAAACUCGCCGUCAUUGGGCCAAACGCCAAAACCCCCACUACAGGCGGCACUGGAAGUGCAAUUGUGAAUCCAUACUACAUCACUACUCCCUACGACUCUCUCACUCACGCCGCCAAGACCGCAAACCCAGAAAUACAAGUCACACAUGAGCGCGGCAUCUUCACACACCUUCAACCACCCCUCAUCGGAGACUGCCUCACGAACCCAAUCACCGGUGGCCCCGGCGUCCGCGUAGAUUUCUUUGCAGGUGACCGUUUCGAAGGGGAGAUUGUCGCAUCCUCCAACUGGCAAAACUCUCUCGUCUACUUCAUGAGCGACGGUGACGUCCCCGAUACCCUUCGGGGAACUCGCUACAGUUACAAGGCCAGCGGUCUCCUUCGCCCCAGCGUCACAGGCGUCUACGACUUCAGUCUUUCCAACACGGGCAAAGCGCAGUUGUACAUUGAUGACGAGCUGCUCAUUGACAACAGAGACUGGACGCAGAUUAGCGGCAACUUUAUGAACUGCGGCAGCGUCGAAAUCUUUGCUAGCAGGGAGCUGGAGGCCGGAAAGACGUACAGACUGCGGGUUGACAACCUCGUCGUCCCGCCGCCUACGAAACCGCACGACAACACCCUCUUCCACAAGAUUUCCGGUGUCCGUGUUGGGAUGCUCUACAGACAUGAUGAGGAGAAGAUGUUCACUGAUGCGGUUGCCGCCGCAAAGGACGCUGAUGCCGUGGUGGUUGUAGUGGGUCAUAACAAUGAUACGGAGCGCGAGGGAUCGGACCGGACCUCGCUUUCGCUGCCGCGCCGGACGGACGAAUUGGUGGCUGCCGUGUCGGCCGCGAAUCCCAACGUCAUUGUCGUGACCCAGUCCGCUUGCGCUAUCGCCAUGCCAUGGGUUGACGCACCUGCUGCCAUUGUGCAUGCUUGGUAUCAAGGCCAGGAAUGCGGGAACGCCAUCGCGGAUGUGCUUUUCGGCUCAGUGAACCCCUCUGCCAAGCUGCCCCUAACGUUUCCGCAAAAGAUUGAGGACCACGGCUCACACAAGUGGUUCCCUGGAGACGCCGAGAACGAUUAUGCAGAAUACGGCGAGGGUGUACUUGUCGGAUACCGCUGGUUCGAUCACCAAGGCACGGAGCCGCUAUGGCCUUUUGGGUUCGGGUUAUCGUAUACUACGUUCCACAUCACCAAUGUUGCUGUCAACGGCAGCGUAGCCGUCAACGGGGAGCGAUCCGCCGUCAUUAGGGCUGUAGUCAGUAAUGUAGGUGAGGUCGCAGGCAGCGAGGUCAUUCAACUCUACGUCUCUCCUUCCCCGGCGAUCCAAAAUGUAGGCCGUCCAUCUGCACCAAAGGCCCUUGCUGGAUUCCACAAAGUUGGCCUCUUGCCAGGCGAGUCCAAGCCGGUAGAAAUCAGCAUCGAUGCGGAAGCGUUUUCUUGGUUCGACGUGGAAGUCAAGGGAGGGCCAGGGUGUGGUGGGAAGUGGAGAGUUGACAGAGGAGUUUACAAAUGUUUCCUCGGCACGAGUUCGCGAGACAUAGUAGCAGCCCUAGAUGUCACCGUAGAGUGA